UACGUCACUGAAAUGUUUUGCUUGGCAGACUCUCAGAGAAUUUGUAAUGAGGUUGCACAACCCUUCAGGAAACUAAAAGUGGUUGGGUGUAACAAAGACGUCUAAAUCCACCUGUGCAUCACUUUGCUUGCAGUCGUCUUCCUGCUACAGCAAAUUCAGCUGUUUCUUCAUUACAAGAGAGAAAAUUCUGCAAAGAGAGAAAAUGAAGGUUGACUGGACUCUGAACUAUCCAAACUCAGUUUUUAUCGGACUCGACCUGCACAGUGAGACCAACAACAAAGAGCAUCGCACCAGUGAAAUCUCAGUGAAGGAGCUGAUUGUGAGACGAGGCCAAGCCUUCAAGCUAACCCUCCGACUGGCACCACCUUUCAGACCCGCCUUUGAUCAGCUCACCAUGACCGUUGUGACAGGAGAACAUCCGUCUGAAAACCUGGGGUCAAUGUCGCGGUUUGGGGUCCCAGACAAAGUCCAACGUUCUGGUUCUGCUAAGGCGGUUUGGAGAGCGGAGCUUCAGCGGAGCUCCAGUCCUGAAACGGGAGUGUUGGCGCUGGCCAUCACGCCUCCAGCUGCCUGUCCAGUGGGGGAGUACAAGAUGUCUGCCAAACUGGGGGAGGAGGAGAGGGACCUGGCAACCCUUUCUGUGCUUUUCAACCCCUGGUGUCCUGAGGAUUGGGUUUUUCUGCCAGAUGAGGCCGAGAGGCAAGAGUACGUGAUGAAUGAACACGGCAUAAUCUACAAAGGAGUUGAUAAGUAUAUUGAUCCAACUCACUGGGACUUUGGACAGUUUGAAGAGGAUAUGGUGAAGAUUUGCAUGAAAAUACUCGACUACAACGUGAAACACAAGCAGAACCCGGCUGACGACGUUUCCGCUCGCUGUAACCCCAUCUACGUCAGCCGUGUCGUCACAUGCAUGAUUAACAGUGAAAAUGGGGGCGGCAUCCUGAAGGGCCAAUGGGGAAUGGACUUCAGAGGCGGGGUCCCGCCCACUCACUGGAGCGGAAGCUACGCCAUCCUUAAAAAAUGGUCCAACUCCGUCUUCAGCUCUGUGAAGUACGGACAAUGUUGGGUGUAUGCUGCGGUCAUGUGUUCAGUGAUGCGUCUCCUGGGGAUUCCCUGCCGCGUCGUCACCAACUACCAGUCGGCUCACGACACCAACAAGAAUCUGACCGUCGACACUUACUACGCUGACUACGGAGUGAGAGAGAAAGACUCCAAAGACAGCGUCUGGAAUUAUCAUGUCUGGGUCGAGGGCUGGAUGAGGCGACCCGACCUGGCGAAAGACAGUAAAUAUGACGGCUGGCAGGUUUUGGACCCAACUCCACAGGAAAAGAGUGACGGUAUGUUCUGCUGCGGCCCGGCUCCAGUCUCAGCCAUCCGGAACGGAGACACUCACCUGAAAUACGACGUCCCGUUUGUCUUCGCCGAGGUCAACGCUGACUGCAUAACCUGGCUGGUCAAGCGUGAUGGUUCCAUGGUAAACAUUGAAACGGACUCUAUCAAAAUCGGGCAAAACAUUUCAACCAAGUCAGUCGGCACCAACGACAGGAUGAACAUCACAGACAGCUACAAGCAGAAAGAAGGAACAGAACAGGAGAGAAGCAUCUUCCAGUACGCCCUCACCAGGCUGGAGAACGAAGGGCAGGGAGAAACUUGUGUUGGUGAUGAGAAAGUUGGAAAUGGGACAAACAUGAAUAAUGGAUCCAAUGAAAAUGCUACAAACAAUCAAAUAUGCAGUCCAACGCCGCCACCACAACUCUUCAUUCGAUUUGAAGAGGUGUCCAAGCCGGUGGACGGCGAGGAUGUGAGUCUGAAGCUGAUUCUGAACAGCGACAGCAGCGCCACCAGGAGGCUGUCCAUCAGCGUCGCCGUCCAGGCCAUGAGGUUCACCGGGCAGCCGGCCGGAAACAUCCUCAGUGAGGCGCUGGAGCAGGAGCUGCUGCCCGGCAAAGAUCUGAUCGUCCCCAUCCUGGUCCCGUUCUCAACUUACCAGAAAUACAUGAUUGGACGUGAGAGCAUGAACAUUUCAGCUGUGAUCACCGACCAACAGAAGAAAAAUCACAUGUUCCUGGCAGAAACCCGCAUUGUGCUGAUGAAACCCCCAAUCUCCAUCACCGUGUUUGGUGAAAGCAGAGUGAACAGGGAAAUGACUGCUGAGGUGCUUUUCCAGAAUCCAGGGCAGGAGAUACUGAGAGACUGCAGUCUGACCCUGACAGGAAGUGGCCUCUUUAAUGGAGAACUCAUAACCAGACUCCCAGAUCUGCUGCCAAACAACCGAGUUCGUGUGAAGUUUCAUUUCGUUCCCUAUAAGAGCGGAGACAGGACUCUUCUAGUCGACUUUGACUGCGCUUCGUUCAGAGACAUCAAGAAAAGCUGCACAGUCAUCGUCAAACCUUAAAUUUCUCUCAUCCACUUCCUUCGUUCCUUUAAAGCAAGAUGGCUGAUGCAAGCAUUAAUACAUUUACUGAUAAUAAUGAUUUGAUGUGUUUUCUUUUCAGUGAGAAUAAAAUGUGUAAAAUCUAUGCAAAGUUUUGAAAUCAGAAAUUUAUUUUUUU
Messenger RNA from Xiphophorus hellerii (green swordtail), 2552 nucleotides. RefSeq names its product protein-glutamine gamma-glutamyltransferase 6-like. Gene Ontology annotation, cellular component: mitochondrion. Gene Ontology annotation, biological process: peptide cross-linking. Gene Ontology annotation, molecular function: protein-glutamine gamma-glutamyltransferase activity. The record is from RefSeq and is a predicted model, not a curated record. The transcript is spliced from 15 exons. Lineage: Eukaryota; Metazoa; Chordata; Actinopteri; Cyprinodontiformes; Poeciliidae. Bases 203 to 2395 code for a protein of 730 amino acids.